This is a messenger RNA of Mytilus californianus (California mussel), 5620 nucleotides long. RefSeq names its product GDP-fucose protein O-fucosyltransferase 1-like. Gene Ontology annotation, biological process: Notch signaling pathway; protein O-linked glycosylation via fucose. The coding region runs from base 174 to 1310 and encodes 378 amino acids. The record is from RefSeq and is a predicted model, not a curated record. Lineage: Eukaryota; Metazoa; Mollusca; Bivalvia; Mytilida; Mytilidae. Gene Ontology annotation, molecular function: peptide-O-fucosyltransferase activity. The transcript has 8 exons.
UUUCAAACGGAAGUUUAUGCUGAGGGCUGGAAGACGACGUGUUGUUUUGUAAAUAGAUGUAUAAAAUUGAAGGCUGGAUGACUUGAUGAAGAAAAAUGUAGGUCAUUUCACAGACAAAUAAAGACAGAUAGUGUCUAUAUUCAAAAUGAUAAAAAAGAUACCAGUACUACAAGAUGAAGAAUUUGAUAUUAGUUUGGUGUCUAUUACAUACAGUAAAAUCAACCCUUGUAGAUCCUAAAGGAUAUAUCAUGUAUUGUCCCUGUAUGGGAAGAUUUGGAAAUCAGGCAGACCAGUUUCUUGGUGCCUUAGCUUUUGCCAAAUCAUUGGACAGAACAUUAAUACUACCACCAUGGGUUGAAUACCACUGGCCAAAUCCUAAAUCAGUCCAAGUGCCAUUUGACAAAUACUUUAAAGUUCAUCCUCUGGCAGAGUUCCAUAAGGUGAUGACGAUGGAAUUAUUUAUGGAACACUUAGCACCAACAGUCUGGCCUCCAGGAGAAAGAAUAGUGUUUUGUUAUUCUGCUAGAACCCAUUAUGUUGAUAAAAAAACAUCAGAUGAGCCAAGCUGUGCAGCAAAGGAUGGAAACCCAUUUGGCCCAUUCUGGGAUACGUUUGAAGUGGAAUUUGAUAAAAAUGUGUUUUAUGGACCUCUUACUUAUGAUUCAUACAAUCCUCAUGAAAUUCAGAGAUGGCUGAAAAGGUACCCAGCAGACAAGUACCCAGUCCUAGCAUUUACUGGUGCCCCAGGUGCAUUCCCUGUUUCUGAGAGCAAUGUUCGUCUUCAUAAACACCUACAGUGGUCUGAUGGUAUUGACAAAAAAGCAGAAAGAUUUAUAAAAAAGAAUCUGCCUGAUGGACCAUUUGUCUCUAUACAUUUAAGACUUGGCUCAGAUUUUCAAAAUGCUUGUGACCAUUUAUCGAGCUCACCAAUGAUGUUUGCAGCUCCCCAGUGUUUUGGGUACAGACAAGAACAUGGAAAACCAGAUAAAGAGAUGUGUUAUCCCUCAGAUGAUGCAAUUGUUAAACAAGUAAAGAAAGCUGUCAAAAAAGUGGGAGCUAAAUCUGUCUUUAUUGGAACAGAUAGUAGAGACUUAAUAGAUAAAAUGUCUAAAGUCAUCAAAGAUGUGAAGUUUGUGAAGUCAAAGAAAGACAAUCCACAUCUAGAUCUAGCUUUAAUGGCUCGAGGUGACAUCUUUAUAGGAAAUUGUUUCUCAACAUUUACAGCUUUUGUUAAAAGAGAAAGAGACGUUAUAAAAUUGCCAUCAGAGUUUUGGGCAUUUAAACAGAAAACUAUUCAUGAUGAAUUGUAGUAAAAAUAGAUCAGGGAAAAAAAUAAAAAUAAGGUCACACCAUUUUAGUUUUCACUUCUUUGGAUUUUAAAAGGUUGGAGACAUGCUAUAUUUUUCAUUUUUUCUAUCAAUCACUUAAGGAAUUUUAAAUCAGCAAGCACUUUUGUUAAGAAUUGAACAAAAUUUAAAAAUAGAAAAUUAGAUUUUAGACAGGAGAAAUUUUUAAAGAGAUUGAAUCUUAAGAACUAGAAUUAAGCUGGUGUGACCUAAUUAUAGUUAGUGCAAUAUAAUUAAUACAGGAUAGUUGCAUUAGUACUGAGAAAAAUUGUCCCCGCCAUACAUGGAAAUGUUUCUGUAAUUUUGUAUGAUUUAUUACCUUCAGUAUGUGUGCAAUUAUCCUAAUUUAAAAUAGAACCAAAUAUUUAUUUCCUCUCAAAACUUGUGAAAUAGUUUUUAUUCCAAAUUUAACAGCUACAUAGAUGGGCCACCUUACAGAUUGUAUGAUGUUUUCUAAGCAACUAUAGAUUGUGUAUAGGUAACUUUUAUACUUUCUGAGAUGAUCUUGCAUUUAAAAGUACAAAUGUAUAAAAUGUAUAGAAUGCACAUAAAUAUUGUAAAAAAUGAGUAAUUUGACUUUUCAUAUAUUUUGGUCUUACAAAUUUUCUUCAAACAUCAUAUGUUAUUGUCACUUAAUUUUCCAUUUUAUUGAUAUAAAAAAGGUCACUAAAUUAGUUCAUACUUUAUAAAUCAUUAUGUAAAUAAUGAUGCACAAUGCAGUCACAAAUACUAUUGCCUUUGUCUGUGCUUUGUUCAUGUAGAAGAUACAAUUAUCUAUAUUCAAAAAGAUAAAUUUGGUGACAAAAAAAAGUUCAUAUCAAUAACAUUUCAUUGAUAAAGAGUUUCGCAGUGUUUUCAGGAAUAAUAAUUUAAAGUAAAAAUUGCUUAACUUUACGUUAUUUUUGUUUGUUAUUCUGUUUUUUGGGAAACUUAAUUUGCUAUAUCUCGGAAAGUUUAAAAGUUUAAUUGAUAUAUAAUGUAUUUCUAUAUUCAUUUGCAGUUCCACACGCUCUAGAUUCUUGCAAAAUUUCUUAAAUAUCUGUGAGAUUGCCUAUUGAUGUAGUUAUAACCUUAAAGACAAACAGAUUAUUUGAGAUAUAUUUCACUUUGUUGUUUUAUUGAUACAAUAACUGUUGAUUGAAAGAAAUGAAAUUUGAAUUGUUUCAUACAUGCUUGUUUGGUCAGCAGCUGGAAAUCUACCUUCAGAUCUAGAAGUACAUAUGUAAUGAGCUUUGGUUUGAAUAAUGGACUUUCAUUCUUUUAAUAAAUGGUAUAAGGGAUAAAUGUAUUCUUUGUUUCCUAGAUAAGAAAUAUUUCCACUUUUUGGAUACAAUUGGACUUUUUGUUAAAGGAAUAUGGACUAUUUUUUGUUAUUUUCUAUUUUCAAGGUUUUUUUUAUGAAAGGCUUAGGGAUAUGGGAUACCCUGAACAUGGUUCAAUUAUAAUUUUAUACAAAGUAGGAUAUUUUAGAAUGGAUUGAAAUAUUUUUUGAUAUGUUUGCAAAAGAAUGUAUCUAAAAACAUCAGUAACAGUAUAAAACAUGUGAUUUUGAAUUUUGAAUUAUUAUGAAUUAUUAAUAUGAUGUAUGUAGUAUGAGACUCAAUAUACCACUGGCAUUUUUAUGAGGUAAAUUUUCAUUUUCACUCAGGAAAUGUAAAAGCAUUGGCAUAUGGUCAUCCUAAUAGAACUUUUAUUGAUGUCAAGAGAUAUGAAUACUCUGUUUUGUCAUGUGAUAUGUAGAUACGUCAUGUGAAAUGUAUGUGUCAUUCGAUAUGUAAAUAUGUCAUGUGAUAUAUAGAUUAUAAAAUUUUAUAUUGAUAUUUUUUUGAUAUUGUUGGUGACUGUUAAAUUCUUUUCAUUAAAUCUGCAUGACUUCUCCUAAAUUUCUUAAUAAAUAAAAAGAAGCUAAAAAAUUAGAUAUUACAAGUUUCUUAACUAAAAGCUUUUUACGAGUCAUAUUUCUCUAAUUUUCAUGCUAUUUUCACAUGUCUUGAUCGGUGUAAGAAAAAUAUUUCUCAUCUCUAGAGAAAACUUUGUUCUCUGCAAAUGAUUGGUCGAAAUUUCAAUUAUGACAUCAAAUUUUCUUGAUUUCUUCUAAAUUUCCUAUUGUAACGUCAUGAAAAAAGGCAACCAUGCCUGAUGAUGUCACAUAUAAAGAACACAAUUUUCUGCAAAUCUUUUAAGAGGAAGGAUAAAACUUGUUUUGAUAUCGUCUUAAAAUCAUUAGAGAAACAGAUUCCACCACUAUAUCUCGUGUAUUAUGAUAUUUCUCUACUCUCAACAGUUAAAUUUCAAAUAUUUAAAAAGCUCAACAAGCCUCACUUUUUAAAUUUUAAAACUUAACUGUCUCGAGUGGAGAAAUAUUGUAUCACACUUGAUGCAGUGUUAGAAUCUAUAUUCUCUUUUGUUUAUAUUAAUCAACUGAAAUGGUUCAUUUAGUAAGAAUUAUAUUACAGCAUUUCUCUGUUUGAAAAAUUGUUGACAGGCAAAUUUUGCUUGGAUAAAUCCAUGUAAAACUUUGAUGGAAUUAAAACUGAUUUGCUGUAAGAAAUGGGAGAUAACUCUUGUUCAACCUCUCACUGUGAUUACCUUAAAAUUUUUAAAUAUUCAAAUGUAAAAUAAACUGAUAGUUUCUUAGUAAUUAUUAAUGGGUUUUAUAAGAUUUAUAAGAUAGCAUUUAUAGUAUUGUAUAUGCCAUAUUUUUGAAAACAUGUGUCUUUUAAUGAAUUUUAGAUUGUUGUUGUUACUUAUAAUUAAUUAACAUUCAAUGUUGUAACAGUCAAUAAAAUAAAAGUGGAAAAGUAUUAAAGUGGUGUAUACUCUUCUACAUGGCAUGAAAUUUUUUUUCUUAUUUCAUAUGCUGUUUAAAUUUUUUUUAAAACCUUAAAGUGUUGUAUAUUUUGGUAACAUUUUGUACUUUUGACCAAACUCGAAACAAAUACAACUUAGAUAUGCUGUACUGUGUAUCAUGCAAAUCAGAUUACUUUUUUCAAAAGAAGGGAAAAUUGCUAUAUAUUUGCUUGAAUUAUUGUAUAAAGAGAACUUUUUGUAUUUGUGUGUUUUUAACAUGAUCCAAAAUGAAAGAUGGGCCAAACAUAUAGAAAAGAAUUGGCCAAAAAAAUAAAUAAGAAAAGUGAACAGCGAGGUGCUCAAAUAUAUAGAUAAGAGAAUAGUGAUCAAAAUAAAUAAAGAUUGAAAUUAAAUGGCCUGAAAAAUUAAUGUAUGCAAUAUUAUUUAUAGAAUAGCAGAAUUACAAAAGGGAAAACUUAUUUUUGUUAAACUUACAUAUUCAUAUUCAUAUAAGAUACGAAGUUCAAAUUGGGACCAAAUUGUGCUCUAUUUUCUUUGAUUGUACUUUGUUAAUUUUUCUGUUUAUUAAUAGAAUUUUGUAUGUAUUUUGAUGUUUUAAACUUAAAAGGUAAAUGGUGCUUUAUGCCUUGUUAUUUUUUUAUUGUUCAUUUUUAUUUACAUUAAUGUCUUCAUAUAUCUGGUAUAUAUUGUAUUUGUUACAUGUAUCUGUCCAAUCAUCAAAUAGGUUUCCCUUGGUUAAAAUCAGAACGAGUGAAAACUAUCAAAUCAUAAAAUUAGAGUUUGAGAUAUUUGUGAAUUUUUAAAAAGUAUUUAGGUGUAAAAAUAUUGACAUAGUUGAUUAAUCUUUACCAGUUUCUUUUGUCAUUUUUAUCAAAUUUAUUCAGCUUUUUCUUCUGGAGUUGCUGCCCUUUGUAACAUAAUUGAAUUGCAGAUAUAUCUAUCACGAGUUCAAAUACUUAUGUUACAGUAUAUAAAAGUCAUUCAGAAAGUAUAUGAUAUUAUAUCCAACUCCUUAUAAGCCUAUAUGUAUUUACAUAUGCGAUAAAGUUUGAAGAUCCGGGUAGCAUGAAAGUUAUAUGAAGUUGAAAAAAUUUGAUCAGACAAUAUCAGUAUGACAAAAGAGUUAUUAACAAAAUUAGAAUCUUUGUCCCUUAUGACAAUUAGCUUUAAAAAUAAAAACAUUAUUGUUCACAUCAAGAAAAUCUCAAAUUAAAUCAGUAAAUGAAAAUAAAAUUUCUUAAUAUGGAUCUCAUAAUAUGUCACCUGUAAGUCCCAUUUUGAAGUUUUUAUGUGAUUGCAACGUCUAUAUUUUGAAAGUCUAGUAAUUUAUAUUACAUAAAUGUUUAAUGCAAAUAUUGUUAAGUACUAUUAUUCUUAUAACAUUCCAUUAAGAGCUGGAAGAUUGUUACAUUUUGCGAAUUUGUCAUUGGCAGCAAGGUUUUAUUUAAUAAAAGAUUUGCCAU